AUGGCACAGUUCAUAGGUUUGCACAUGCGAGUUGUACUGCGGGAUCCUCCUGGGAGUGAAUUUACAGGGACAGUUGUGGACGUCCAGGCAGGCAGCGGGUUGACCUUAACUAACGUGUUUUUGAUUAACACCAAGCAAUGGCUCCCCCACCUACAAGUUCACGCUGCCAACAUUGCUGAUCUAGCUGAGGUUAAGGACGAUGCACCAGCAGCUACAUAUGCGCCCGCUCCCGCCGAACCUAUCGCUGCGCCUGUUGUUUCGAGACCGCAACCGCCGCCGCAACCUGCCUUUGUCGACCCUGCCAUUCUUAGUCUGGGACGGCCACCAGCACCAGCGACACCCUUAGGCUCUGACGCAAAAGGUCCUGCGCCUGGGGAUGGCAGUUUUGAAUUGCAAGCUGCUCCCGUAAGCGCCGCGGUUUCUACGCCAGGACGACCCACCCCUGAUCACGACUUGACGGGAUCUGUCAGUAACUUGGCCAUCAGCGAAGCGGCUCCAGAGUCGGGCAAUGGCCGCCCAGCUGAGAGCCAGGCAACUCGGUCUGCAAAGAAGAAGAACAAUAACAGGCGCUCUCGCCAAUCCAAGCAAGGAAAGGGGCAGCGGGCAGAAGAUGAUGGUCAAGCUGGUGAAAGCUCACCUGCUAGCGGAAGAGGCAAGGGGUGGAGACAAACGCCCAUUCUACAGAGUACAGCGUCUUUUCAGCCAUUUCACUCCCUGAAGAAAAACGUCAAGGGGCGUAAGGGCAUGCUGGACAACGGCUGGGCGUCCGAGGAAGUCACAGAAGAGAUGGGCGAUUUUGAUUUCGAGAACAACCUCGCGAAAUUUGACAAACGUACCAUUUUUGAUCAAAUGAGAAAGGAGGAUCAAGUUGAUGAUGCCAGCCGAUUAGUAGCUCACAACCUGAAGCCGAAACCUGGCACAGCCGGCGGUAAGAACCUACAUUACACUGAAAAUGUGCUGGAUCUGCCGUCUGCAACCAAGAAGGAUGCAGAUUUCUGGAACAGUGAGGCAGAUGACGGGUUAAACGAGGCGGAACGACUCUCGGGAAGGGAUGCCCGGAGCGGGCAAAGCAAUCGAAGAGCUGACAGCAAAUCGGGGCCUUCGCGGCGAUCACAAUCACGGAAGGCGAGUGCGGUCGCGAUAUCUGGAGGUCUCCCGUUGAGCCGCGUCAACUCUGGCCAAGGCCACCCGCCCGGCUUAUACCUUGUCCCCUCGCACAAACGCCUCGAAACCGUUUCUGCCCUACAGAUGCUAAAUCUCGAAAACAUAGCUGCGAACGAGAUUGGGUUGACGGAGCAGCUCAUGUCGGAGAAUGGAGGACGAGGUAUUGCCGAGGUAGCUUUAACAGCCCUAUCAGACCCUGCUAUCAAGGUGCGGUUUGGACUUGCUGGAGCGAACCCAUCCUCUAGCACUACGCUAAGUAGUCCGGCGGUAGUGAUUCUAGCCGGUAACAAUAAGUCUGGGAUUCGGGCCAUUGCGGCUGGACGCCAUCUUCGAAACAAGAGUGUCAACGUGCUCGUGUGCUUAGUGGGCAUUGAGCGAGAGAAAGACCUGUUGGAGGACCUACGGCAACAAAUUCAACUUUACCGCGCGUUUGGGGGUAGGAUCCUCAGCAAAACAGAUCUCUUCGAGCACCUGCGUAAAGCAUCGUCGUCCGGCUCACCCGUAUCGGUCUCACUUAUCAUCGAUGCACUUCUGGGCUUAACCAUUUCUUUUGAGGAAUUACGGACUGGAGAUCAAGCUACGGUUUAUGAGCUGAUGGAGUGGGCGAAUCGAAAUGAGGCCUUUGUACUUUCAGUCGAUGUUCCGACGGGUAUUGAUCCGACUUCCGGCAAAGUGGCAGUCAUAGACGGAGGUCGCUUGUUUGUGAAGCCGCGAUAUGUUAUUGCCAUGGGCGCUCCCAAGCGAGGCCUUCUUGAGGCCGUGACACCACCAAACGAGGACAACCCCCAGAACAUGAACAAUGCAGGCCACGAGGAUGAGUGGCGACUCUUCAUUGCAGAUAUCGGCUUAGGUAGUGCCGUUUGGAGAAAGGCCGGGACCAAGAUUCGACGAGGCAUCGACUUUGAUGAGAAGUGGGUGCUCGAGAUGAAGUAUCGAGAUGGACAGCAGGACGAAACCGACUACGAGGAGGAAUAA
Fusarium sp. VM40 is the source of this 2139-nucleotide messenger RNA. NCBI's taxonomy places the organism in Eukaryota, Fungi, Ascomycota, Sordariomycetes, Hypocreales, Nectriaceae. The record is from the annotation of a GenBank genome assembly.